GUACCGUUGGUGCGUUGCAUCCGUUGACCGAAAGGUGCAUGAGACCACCUUCGUCAGUUGUCAAAGAUCCGAAACCUUUGAUGGUUUAUUACGCACAUGUAGGACCACACACACACACGUUCGAUAGGCUCGCUGUACAUGAUGUGAACGGAAUUUUGUGCGUCCCGAAAACAAAACGUGGCCAAUCUUAUUGA
This is a messenger RNA of Acaulospora morrowiae, 194 nucleotides long. The record is from the annotation of a GenBank genome assembly. NCBI's taxonomy places the organism in Eukaryota, Fungi, Glomeromycota, Glomeromycetes, Diversisporales, Acaulosporaceae.